Miscanthus lutarioriparius is the source of this 2877-nucleotide messenger RNA. The record is from the annotation of a GenBank genome assembly. NCBI's taxonomy places the organism in Eukaryota, Viridiplantae, Streptophyta, Magnoliopsida, Poales, Poaceae.
AUGGCGAGCUCCGGACUCGCCUACCCUGACCGCUUCUACGCCGCCGCGGCCUACGCUGGGUUCGGAGCCGGCGGGGCCACCUCCUCCGCAGCUAUCUCUCGCUUCCAGAACGACGUCGCCCUCCUCCUCUACGGCCUGCAUCAGCAGGCCACGGUUGGGCCAUGCAAUGUGCCCAAGCCAAGAGCGUGGAACCCCGUGGAGCAGAGCAAAUGGACGAGCUGGCAUGGGCUUGGAAGCAUGCCUUCAGCGGAGGCGAUGCGUCUUUUUGUCAAAAUCUUAGAGGAAGAAGAUCCUGGAUGGUACUCUAGGGUCCCUGAGUUCAACCCUGAGCCUGUUGUAGAUAUUCAGAUGCAUAAACCAAAAGACGAGCCACAGAGUGUACCGGCUUCAACAAAUGGAACAUCAAUUCCAGAACCAAAAAUCAUUUCUGAAAAUGGAAGUUCUGUGGAGACUCAGGACAAAGAUGUUAUUCUGGAAGGCCUUAGUACUGUUAGUUCUCAUGAUGAGUGGACUCCAUUAUCUGUCAGUGGUCUCCGUCCGAAGCCUCGUUAUGAGCAUGGAGCAACUGUUUUGCAAAAUAAGAUGUAUAUAUUUGGUGGAAACCAUAAUGGACGUUACCUUAGUGACCUUCAGGCUUUGGAUCUGAAGAGUUUGACCUGGUCCAAGGUUGAUGCCAAAUUGCAAGCAGAAUCUGCUGAUUCCACUAAAACCACACAAAUUGCUCCAUGUGCUGGUCAUUCUUUGAUUUCAUGGGGCAACAAAUUUUUAUCUAUUGCCGGGCAUACAAAAGAUCCAUCUGAAGGCAUUACAGUGAAGGAAUUUGAUCCGCAUACUUGUACCUGGUCGAUUGUCAAGACUUACGGGAAACCACCGGUUUCACGUGGAGGUCAAACAGUGACUCUUGUUGGAACGACACUAGUUUUGUUUGGUGGUGAAGAUGCAAAACGGUGUCUCUUGAAUGACUUGCACAUCCUUGAUCUUGAAACCAUGACAUGGGAUGAUGUGGAUGCAAUAGGCACUCCUCCUUCUCCAAGGUCAGAUCAUGCUGCUGCUUGCCAUGCUGACCGUUAUCUUUUAAUUUUUGGUGGGGGGUCUCAUGCAACAUGUUUCAAUGACCUACAUGUCCUUGAUUUGCAGACGAUGGAGUGGUCAAGACCCAAACAACAAGGUCUGACUCCAAGCCCAAGAGCUGGCCAUGCAGGUGCAACUGUUGGUGAGAACUGGUACAUAGUUGGGGGUGGCAAUAAUAAAAGUGGUGUUUCUGAAACACUUGUGCUUAACAUGUCAACUCUAACAUGGUCAGUUGUUAGCACUGUGGAAGGACGUGUUCCCCUUGCCAGUGAGGGCAUGACUUUAGUGCAUAGCAAUUACAUUGGUUAUGAUUAUCUCAUCUCUUUUGGAGGAUACAAUGGACGAUACAGCAACGAGGUUUACACUCUUAAACUCAGCCUGAAAUCAGAUUCGCAGUCAACCGUAAAAGAAGAAACUGUCUCAGAUACUACAUCUAGGGUCAUAGAACCUGAGGCUGAAAUUUCUCAAGAUGGGAAGAUACGGGAGAUUGCCAUGGACAGUGCCGAUUCUGACCUGAAUAACAGAAAUGAUGAAGCAAGUGAACAGCUUAUAGCAGAUCUUAAAGCUCAGAAAGAGGAACUAGAAGCAACACUUAGCAGGGAACAGCUGCAAACUGUGCAACUUAAAGAAGACAUUGCUCAAGCAGAGACCAGAAAUGCAGAGCUGACAAAGGAACUUCAAGCUGUCCGUGGCCAACUUGCUUCUGAGCAAUCCAGAUGUUUCAAACUUGAGGUCGAUGUUGCGGAACUUCGACAAAAGCUUCAGAGUAUGGAUGCGUUGGAAAAGGAGGUCGAACUGCUUCGGCGACAGAAAGCCGCUUCUGAGCAAGCAGCGCUGGACGCAAAGCAGAGGCAAAGUUCUGGUGGCAUGUGGGGACUUGUUCUCGGUCCCUUCGUGUUUCUCGGCGGGCGAGAAGCUCCCGGACGUCCCGGCGUCCGCGGCGGCCACCAGGUCCGGGCAGAGCGCGGCGACGCUGGUCUACCGCGCGGGGAUCGCCGGCCAGGACCGCCUGGUGACGGUGACGUGGUGCAGGAACCUGCUUACCCACGGCCUGUCCGUGUCCAUCGAAGGGGCGGCGGGCGGCGGCAAGGACAAGAGCGGGAGCGGCGGCGGCGGCAGCAGGGAGCGGGGCGACGGCGCCGACGGUGGCGCGUCCUCCAAGCAGGGCUGCAGCACCGCCUGCAAGGUGGAGAUGCAGCCGUGGCACUUCUGGCGCAAGUACGGCGCCAAGCAGUUCCACGUCGACGGCUCCGGAGCGCGAGGUACUCCGACGAGCCCGAGCCGCUGUCCGACUACUACGUCGCCGUGGUGUCGGACGACGAGGUCGUCCUCCUCCUCGGCAACCUCAAGAAGGAGGCGUUCCGGCGCACCGGGUCGCGGCCGUCGCUGCGGGACGCCGUCCUGGUGUGCAAGAAGGAGCACGUCUUCAGCAAGAAGCGGUUCCUCACCAAGGCCAGGUUCGACGACAGGGGCAAGCUGCACGACAUCAGCAUCGAGUGCAGCAGCAGCAACCUCAGCGGCGCCGGCGUCGGCGUCGACGUCGACAUGGUCAUCAAGAUCGACGGCUCCGUCAACGUCCUCGUCAGGCACCUGCAGUGGAAGUUCAGAGGCAACGAGUGCAUCUCCCUCGACCACCUCAAGGUGCAGGUGUACUGGGACGCGCACGACUGGCUCUUUGGCACCGAGAUGAGGAACGCACUGUUCAUCUUCAAGCCCGAGCCGCUGCCGUCCACUGCCGCUGCGGACCUCCACACUGAUGAGUACUCUGAUUUCUGCCUGUUUCUGUACGCAUGGAAACUUGAGUGA